AGUAAGAUCCUAGUUCCGGCUGCCGGCGAAGGAGGCGGAACAAAACAGUCUCGAGACUCCGCUCGAGCUCUGUUAGCUCUGCUAGCCCUGUUAGCUUCUUCCAGCCUGUUUCAGCCGUUUAUCAUAAAAUGGGGGAAGCAGAUGUGACGCUGAAUCAGACCGACGAGAAGCCUCCGGACUCGGCGUUGGUUCCCGGGGAGGACUCGGUGGUGUGGAGCCACGAGGUGGAGGUCUGUCUGUUUCACGCGAUGAUCGGACACAAACCCGUCGGAGUGAACCGUCACUUCCACAUGAUCUGCAUCAGAGACAAGUUCAGUCAGAACAUCGGCCGGCAGGUUUCCUCCUCCGUCAUCUGGGACCAUCUGGGAACCAUGUACGACAUGCAGGCUCUGCACGAGUCGGAGAUCCUGCCGUUUCCAAACUCAGAGAAGAGCUUCUCUCUGCCUGAUGACAUCAUCCAGGAGGUUAAAGAAGGGAAGCUGGGCUCAGAGGAGGACACCAAGGAGGAGUUCAGGAUGGAGAGAGAACCUCCGGCUACACAUGAAGAAGGCAGUAACUCCUCGGUGAAGAUGUCGGAGCGAACGAGCAGCAGUCGGGACAAGGAGAGAGAGCGAGACAAAGAGAAGGGAGGCAGUGAGGGAGGAGCAGCAGCAGGAGGAGGAGGAGGAGGAGGGAAGGAGGCGGAGAAGAGGAAGAGGAGUCGAACAGCCGACAAACUGCUGUCGUCUUCCAACCCGGCGAGUCCGGGAGGAGCCAAGAGGAGACGCACCUGAGACGGACAGACAGAGCGAGCGAGCGAGCGAGAGAGAGAGAGAGAGAGACAUGGUGUGUGUGUGGAGGAGGAGGAGGAGGAGGAGGAGAAGCUGCCGUCACAGGAAUCCAACCUGUGAGUUUUAUCUGAUGAGGUGGAGGAGGCGCUUCAUGCUGACUCGUGUGCGCUGCUUCAUCUCAGCGCUGUCGCCAUCAUUUGAUCCCAGCGGGAGGAAGUGACAUCACUGCUGCUGCAGCCGGAGGACACGACACGAAGCCGAGUGUUACCUGACGUCCAAGUCUCUUUGUCUUUUCAUUAUUGUGUUGUAUCAGCAGGUUAGUGUGUCCCUCCCAACGUUUUAAAACCAUCCUGUGUUUUAUAUGAAGUGUAAUUAAUCAUCUCAUCGCUCGCCGUCAGACUCGUGAUGGAAAAAGGAGAACGAUCGAUGCAGCAGAACCAGUUCUCGCCAUUUUUAUUCCCUUUUCUUGUCAAAACCUGGGGCCUACAUUACCCACAGUGCAACUCAACCACGGACAAUUCAGUCUGACGUUUGUGUGUUAUGCUUGUAGCAGCUGCAGGCGUCUGCUCAGCUGACUUCUGCGUCUUCAGCCGACGCCGACUCGAGUGACAUCACUGGAGGCGGGCUGACAGACUGCAGGCUCCCUCUGAAGGAUUCAUACUGCUGUUAGAAUGUACAUAUGCAGCUGAACUCUGAGGUGUGGAAUCAGAGGAGGGCCGAUCGCAGACGGACUCAUCAGGUGUAAUUAAUGGAAAAAUCUGAAAGGUUGAAAAUAUUUAAACUCCCCUAAAAAACACCAGAAAAAGCCGACAGGUGUCACAACAACAGAAGAGCACACGGCUCGUCAUCAGGAGGACUGAGGUUCUAGCAGCGAGUCUCUGUUAUCAGCCUCUGAGCGCUGGAACAAGUCCUGCUGUCACAACCUGAUGUGAGUGACGCGUGCGUCGGCCAUCUUGGACAGCCGAGUACGGCAGCACAGCUUGGACAAACCUCACAGAACUGCAGUGAAGGUGAAGAUUUGUUACCUUUAAGAUUAUGAUGGAAAAGAAGUUGUAGUGGAAGGAAGCAGGACAGAGGAUGUGAGAUUAAACUUACAGAAGUUGGAUUGAAAACUAAAAUAUAUUAAAUAUCUUAUUUUGAUGUUUUUAUUAUUUGAAUUUUAUUCAGUGGUGAUGAUGUAGUUGAACAUAGAUCCAAAAUGAAAUAUGUACCUGAUGUGCUGCACUGAGGUUUUUACAUGUCAGACUUAAAACUUACAGAAUCAUAAAGUCACAAUACAGAUAAAUAUAAUUACAACAACAGACGUCAACAUACACACAACCUACUUUAAAGUACAGUAAGCUAAACAUGCGUGCAGCUCUGUGUUUCUCUCAGCCAGCAGUUAAAACAACUUCUGCAUCGAGUCCGUUGGUUCGAGUCUCUCAGAGUCCCACGUGUCCUGGAACACCUGGAAACAGUUGACCAGUUCUCCAGUCAUGGAAAAUGAGAUUAAGACAUUAUUUUAAACAACACAGUGUGGUAUCAGUUUUAUACUGAACAAUAUUACAAAAACGUAGAUUGUUCCUAAAGGAACAGUGAGUUGUUGGUUCCAGACGCUCUUCGCUGUGUGUACUGAUGCUCCUGGUCGCUGAGGUCUCUGGAGUUCCUGCAGCCUGAUUGUGAUUCACAAGAAGAAGUCGUUGGGAUUAAAGAUGAAUGAAGGAACAUGUUGUGUGUCCGCUCUCUGUCAGCCGGGUCGACACUGGAGAUGUUCUGUAGAGAAGAGUUAAAGAUUCUGUAUGUGGUUUGUCCGAGUCGUGUUGCCGUACCUGUCUGUCCAAGAUGGUGGAUGUACAGGUGCAUGUGCUGCUCACAUCAGUACCGACACCGGCCACCUCUCUUCAUGUGACACAAGUCAUUAAAUGUGUUCCUGCUUCCAGAGAGGCCCGGUCAGAGAUGAAGUUGGACCCGUCUCUGCUCCUCGGCGCUCACCGCAGGAAGCCAAACGUAGUUUUUAUUCAUGGUGCUUUUUGUUUUAUUUGUUUGUACCUCUUCAGGUGAAUGUGGAGCAGGAGGUCCAGUGUGAUCGAGACUAGAGUUCAGACUCGGUUCAUCUUAAAGUCCGAGCAGCUGACGGUCAGAACCAGAACAGAACCUCUGGUGCACGAGAAGCUGCAACGUGUGUUUUUGUCUUCUGACGCAAUAAAUGUCAACGUCUCCAUGAUGAAUGUGAACACAGUCAGAAGCUCGUUUCAGUCCGAGGAGUCGAACAGGAAGUGCUGGACAUGGAAUCAGCUGAUUGGUUGAAUCAAAUGUUCCUUUAACUCUCGAUCAAUGUGUUAAUUUAUUGAUGUUCAGUGAGGCUGAUCAGCUGUUUGUGUCAUUAAAGGUGAACUCAGAUCAG
Molecule: messenger RNA, 3153 nt
Organism: Acanthopagrus latus (yellowfin seabream)
Lineage: Eukaryota; Metazoa; Chordata; Actinopteri; Spariformes; Sparidae
Gene: mrgbp
Product: MRG/MORF4L binding protein
Exons: 5
Coding region: 129-773 (214 amino acids)
Biological process (GO): regulation of transcription by RNA polymerase II
Cellular component (GO): NuA4 histone acetyltransferase complex; nucleus
Source: RefSeq, a predicted model, not a curated record